This is a messenger RNA of Cyprinus carpio (common carp), 5013 nucleotides long. Its product is annotated as SCY1 like pseudokinase 2. The record is from RefSeq and is a predicted model, not a curated record. The transcript is spliced from 19 exons. Bases 168 to 2972 code for a protein of 934 amino acids. Gene Ontology annotation, molecular function: ATP binding; protein kinase activity. NCBI's taxonomy places the organism in Eukaryota, Metazoa, Chordata, Actinopteri, Cypriniformes, Cyprinidae. Gene Ontology annotation, biological process: protein phosphorylation.
UUCCUCCGGCUUCACACCGCGGAAUCUCUCAGGUGUUUUGAUGAAGUGUCAUGGAGGCUGUUAGGCACCAGCACUGCUGACGGGUUUGUCACUGUCUAAAUCCUGCUUCUAAUCUCUCAAUCUCACUGUCAGCUCCUCUAGUGUAAAGGUUGACAGCCAGUAAAAUCAUGGAGUCCAUGCUCAAUAAACUAAAGAGCACCGUCACCAAGGUGACGGCUGACAUGACCAGUGCUGUCAUGGGCAACCCUGUCACGCGGGAGUUUGAGGUGGGCCGACAUAUCGCCAGCGGGGGUCCAGGAAUGAGCUGGAGGAUCUACAAUGGCACCAAAAAAUCCACCAAACAGGAAGUGGCAGUCUUUGUGUUCGAUAAGAAGGUCAUUGAUCGCUAUCAGAAGUUUGAGAAGGAUCAGAUCAUUGAUUCACUGAAGAAAGGAGUUCAGCAGCUGACCCGGUUACGACAUCCGCGUCUCCUCACAGUACAGCACCCACUGGAGGAGUCCAGAGACUGUCUGGCGUUCUGCACUGAGCCCGUGUUCGCCAGUCUAGCGAAUGUGCUCGGCCAGUGGGACAACCUCCCUAGUCCUGUUCCCACAGACAUCAAAGAAUACAAACUCUAUGACGUUGAGACCAAAUACGGCUUACUGCAGGUCUCAGAGGGUUUGUCGUUCCUUCACAGUGGGGUUAAAAUGGUUCAUGGUAACUUGUGUGCAGAGAACAUCAUCUUGAAUAAGAGCGGAGCCUGGAAGAUCAUGGGCUUUGACUUCAGUAUCUCCUCUAGUAACCCGUCUGACGCUGAGCCCAAGUAUGUUUGUAAAGAGUGGGACCCCAAUCUCUCGCCUCUCUGCCUCCCGAACCCAGAAUAUGUCGCUCCUGAGUACAUCCUGUCCGUCAGCUGUGACGUGGCUUCUGAUAUGUACUCCCUGGGCGUGUUGAUCCACGCCGUGUUCAAUGAAGGCAAGCCCGUCUUUAAGGUCAACAAGCAGGACAUAUUCAAGAGCUUCAGCCGACAACUGGACCAGCUGAGCCAUCUAAGUCCAGGAGUAUUGAGUCAGAUCCCAGAGGAGGUCAGGGAUCAUGUGAAGAUGUUGCUCAACGUCACCUCCAACUUGCGUCCAGACGCAGAUCAGAUGACGAAGAUUCCCUUCUUCGAUGAUGUUGGAGCGAUGACCCUUCAGUACUUUGACUCGCUUUUCCAGCGGGACAACUUACAGAAGUCUCAGUUCUACAGAGGUCUCCCAAAAGUUCUGCCCAAGUUGCCCAAGAGAGUGGUAAUAUAUAGAAUCCUCCCGGCACUCACGUCUGAGUUUGUGAACCCCGACAUGGUUCCGUUUGUUCUUCCAAAUGUGCUGCUCAUCGCUGAGGAGUGCACAAAGGAGGAAUACGUCCGCCUCGUUCUCCCAGACCUCACCCCAGUUUUCAAACAGCAGGAGCCGGUACAGGCCAGCAACAUGAUCCUGCUGAUAUUUCUACAAAAGAUGGACCUACUUUUGACCAAAACGCCUCCUGAAGACAUCAAGAACAGUGUUCUGCCCAUGGUGUACAGAGCAGUGGAGGCCCCCUCUACUCAAAUACAGGAACUUUGUCUGAAUAUCAUUCCCACGUUUGCCAAUCUAAUCGAGUACCCAUCUAUGAAGAAUGCACUUAUCCCUCGUAUCAAAUCUGCCUGUUUACAGACAUCCUCACUAGCGGUGAGGGUGAACUCUUUGGUGUGCCUAGGCAAGAUCCUGGAAUACCUGGAUAAAUGGUUCGUCAUUGAUGAAAUUCUACCAUUCCUGCAACAAAUUCCAUCCAAGGAACCAGCUGUGCUCAUGGGCAUUUUGGGCAUCUACAAGUGCACUUUCACCCAUAAGAAACUGGGCAUCCCAAAAGAGCACCUGGCUGGAAAGAGUUUACCACAUCUGGUGUCACUUAGUAUUGAUAACAACCUUAACCUUAACCAGUUUAACUCUUUCAUGGCUGUGAUCAAGGAAAUGUUGAAUCGCAUGGAGGCAGAGCAUAAGACCAAAUUAGAGCAGUUGCACAUCAUGCAAGAGCAGCAAAGGAGUUUAAACAUUACAAACCACAUGAACCAAUCAGAAGAGACUAAGAACACACCCAGCCCAGCCACACAAGUCAGAAAUAUCGAUGAGAUCUUUGGUGGCAGUUCAGGAAGUGCAGGUGUGAAUGGUAAAGAGAGCGGUUCCUCAUCAGCUAUUUCACAACCCUCACGAGUGUCUCUCACCUUGGAAGAAAAGCAGCGUUUGGCUAAAGAACAGGAACAGGCUGCCAAACUAAGAAGCCAGCAGCCACUAGCUCCACAGAGCAUCAAACCAGCCACAACGACACCUCAGGCGAAAGAUCUGACCAGCAGUCUUAUGAACACCAUGACAUCUGUGAACAACCUCUCUUUGAACUCUGGGACCAGAACGAUACCAAUGCAGGGCGGCACCAUAUCCUCUACCUUCCCAGCUGGACCCACUAUGGGUGGAAUGGGCACUAUGGGCAUCAGCAACGGUUUUAACUCGCCCAUGGGAUUCCAGACGGGAGGUAUGGGAAUGGGCAUGAGACCCGCUGCUCCUGGCCUUUAUGGAGGCAUGGCUACCACUACCAGCACUCCCAAUUUCAAUGCCCUCACCCAGAACCAAAACCAAAGCCAUCCCAGCAAGCCCACAGACAUGUCAGCCCUAGACUCCCUCUUCACUUAUAGCAAACCCAAAGUCAGUAUGAACCAAAUGGCCCCUAAACCGGCCCCAGGAGCCAUUGCACCUUCCCCAUGGCUCAGUCAGUUUGGUACAGGCCAACCUUCCCAGACUGCACCCAUGCAGGCGACUCCGAUGGGGAUGACGGGAGUUCAGGGUGGUUUUGGAAUGCAAGCAAACCCGUUCUUCAACCCUCAGAACUUCUCGCAACCUGUGGCCUCCUCAACAAUGAACACUGGGAUGAUGAAGCAAAGUGCUUCAGUCAACAACGAUCUUAAGGACCUCUUCGGAUAAAACAUUUUCCUUUCGUUCCCGUUCCCCCUUGUGUGGGAAUCAAAACGAAACAACAUCAGCAGCGAAGAUGACAGUCAAAAUUUGGUUGGACGGUUGGACAUGGUAUCCUUGAAAGAGUUUAAAACAGAUAUUCUGGUUUGUUUUGUCUUUUUUUUUUAGCCUUUAUCAAUGGUGAGCCUCCUGCAGACGGUCAAUUUAUCUCAUUGUGUGAAUCAAAAGCAGACAGCAGGCACCAAACAAACAUCAUGGGGCUCUUCUACUGAAACCUACUUCAGUCCUUGCAUUCGUUGUAUCGUUUGACUCAACAGUUGCACCAGAAAAGCGAUUCACUUAUAAAAGGAGUAACAAAUGGGAAUAACAAACUCAAGCACUUUUGGUUUCAUUUCCUUUUUGCUUGAGCCUCACGUUCACCUCGUGUCUGAAUGAGUCGACUUCCUCUACCAGAACAAACAUCAUCAAUGGCCUCAGGAUUUGCUGUUGUGCUGAUAGUGUCUCGCUAAAGGAAGUCUCUCAGUUGUGUUCUCCCUUCUCUGAUAUACAACAAUCAUGCGAGAAGUAAAGAAAGAGCUGGUGCAGUCCAUAAUUCGUGUUCUUUGUGUAUAUAUUGUAUCUGGUGACUGUUGUUUGAGUUUCAUUCUGAUUACAUGAUCCACUGAGGUAGAAUAUCUUAAAGGAAGAGCACUGUCUUCAAAUUGUAGAUGCACUAAAUGUAAUGGCGCUAAAAAAAAAAAACAACUGAAGGGUUUGAGAUGUUGUCAGUACUUUAAAGCGAGUUUGUUUAAAACUUCAUUCAUGAGACACCAAGCUGAUUUAUUUUUUGUGAAUUUGUUUGCUAAACUCUCUCUCUCUCUCGAAAAAAGGUAAUAUUUCAUCCCGAAAUCAAAAGACAAAGUCAAAUAUGCAAAAUUGCAGGGUAAAUCAUACGUUACUGUAAUACAAUAGUAAAAACCUUUUUUAAUCAACAUAUUUCUACAUUUAGCACAAUACUUAACUACUUUCAUCUUCCUAUGUACAAUUUUCAUUCUGUUAUAAUAAUAUUUUUUUUCUGUUACGGUAAUGAGAAUGAGUUAUUUUUUCACAUUAUGGGAAUGAGAAUGAUAUAAAAAUCUACACAUUAUGAGAAUGCGAACAUUUUUUCACUUUAUGGUAAUGAGAUUUUUUUUUUGUUUAUGUUUCAGAAUGAGAAUCGGUGGAAAAUUAGCUUAAUUGUCAAAAAUGUCAAUGUAUAAAGUUAAAAAUAGGCGUCUAUAUGCAAAAUAUACAAUUUGCGCAUUUAGAUUUGGGGAUAAAAUAUGCAUUUCCUAGAGCUAUUUUGAAAAAUUGCAGCUACAUAUGGUAUAUUGUAGUAUUAAAUUGAGUGCACCAUCUUGUAUACGACCAAGUUUUAAAAGAAGUGUGUGUUUCAUGAUUGAGGCUUCAUGCAUUUGUUUCCCUUUUGGCUCUCUACUGUUUUUUUAAACCUGUAUUAUCAUGUAAUUUUGUGUUUCUUGGGGACGUUACAGAUCAUGCCAUGGCGUUAAAUUUGGUCCAAUUUUUGUUGUUGUUGUUGUUGUUUUGUUUGUCUGUUUUUAUUUUAUGGGCAGUUUCCUGUUGUAGGAAAUUACCAUGUUAUUCCAUAUCAUGACCAAACAGACCGCUGCAACACAGCAAAUCACCAAAAUGUGUAUUAUUUCUGGAAAAAACAUGAAUGAAGUGUACAGUAUAUAGAGGUGAACUGCCACUUUUUUUUUAAUACUGUUGCAAGUGAAUCAUUUUCCUGAGGAGAAUCUUUAAUACCCAGACAGCUUUUAUUCAAAGGGAAUGCUUUUUCUGGUUUUAUGAAUGAGAGGCCUUAUGUGGAGAGUUGUGCAAUAACAGGUCUGUGAUGGAGAUUGUGAAAAUAACUUUCUAUGUGAGUGUUUCACUACAUCCAGUUUUCAGAUUGUCUAAAUUAAUGUAGAUAAAACAUCUGGAUUGUUUUAAUUUAAAAAAAAAAAAACUGGAUGGUUGGAAAUGUGAAAUGUGAUUUUUGAAUCGAAUAAAUUGAUUAUUUAAAGGGAAA